AGUCACUUUGCUCGAGGAAUGAUUCCAGGUGCCUGUCAAACUCUUGCCAAAAGAACUCUACGUGCAUUGCUGGUCAUAAAGACAAUACCUGUCCUUGUGCAGAUGCACCGGUGGACAGUGUGGAGGAACUCUGCAAUAAAACCUCUGAUCCUUGCUUCUCCAACCCUUGUCUGCAGAAUGCUACCUGUUUAAGCUCUGCUGGAAACCUCAGCUUUACUUGUGAGUGCCCAGCUGGGUAUAAUGGUCCUACCUGCGAAAUAGCUGUCAGCAUGUGUGACACAAACCCUUGUGAGCAUGGAGGCACCUGCCAAAACGGCCUGGCUGGGCCCACCUGCCUUUGUAGCACAGGAUACACAGGUACACUCUGCGAAAUGGACUUGGAUGAAUGCAUUUCCGAACCGUGCCACAACGGAGCAGUGUGCAGGGAUGGGGUUGAUGAAUACUCCUGCUACUGCGUCCCAGGCUACCAAGGCAAGCACUGUGACCUGGAAGUGAACGAAUGUGUGUCAGACCCGUGCCUGAACGGGGCAACAUGUCUCAACCAGGUAGGACAGUACGACUGCAUCUGUCCGCUUGGGUACACAGGUACAAACUGUGAGCUGGAAAUAGAUGAGUGCUCAUCACAGCCAUGCUUGAACGGUGCAACCUGCUGGGAUUCCCUGGGGAGCUUUACCUGCUCCUGCGCACCAGGGUUUCUUGGAGACCUCUGCAAAACCAACAUCGAUGAGUGCGUCAGCCAGCCGUGCCUCAAUGGGGGACAGUGCAUAGAUGGUGCCAAUGGAUACAACUGCAACUGUACCAGCACUGGAUUUAUGGGUGUACACUGUGAGACCCUAACUCCCUUAUGUUGGUCACAACCAUGCUACAAUAACGGCACUUGUGAGGACAACGCUGACAAUUACACGUGCCACUGCUGGCCAGGCUACGCAGGUUUGCGUUGCGAGGAGGACAUCGGGGAGUGCAGCAGCAGCCCCUGCCUCUCUGGUGGCGACUGCGUGGAGCGUUCCUGGGCAGGCCACUACGGGAGCAUCCCAGGCCUGCCGCUGGCCUUCAGCUAUGACAAGGCUGAGGGCUACAUCUGUAGCUGUAAGCCAGGCUUUACCG
Eurypyga helias (sunbittern) is the source of this 1104-nucleotide messenger RNA. RefSeq names its product protein crumbs homolog 1-like. The record is from RefSeq and is a predicted model, not a curated record. Lineage: Eukaryota; Metazoa; Chordata; Aves; Eurypygiformes; Eurypygidae. The annotation marks the transcript as partial. The transcript has 4 exons. Gene Ontology annotation, molecular function: calcium ion binding.